Molecule: messenger RNA, 1008 nt
Organism: Mesorhabditis spiculigera
Lineage: Eukaryota; Metazoa; Nematoda; Chromadorea; Rhabditida; Rhabditidae
Source: the annotation of a GenBank genome assembly
AUGGAUUUGCCGGAUAACACGAUCACGAAGAGUUCCAUAAAAUCGGCGUUCUUGCUCACAGACGAUGCGCUCCUUGCGCUUUCCUACGAUGUGAAUGGCCGUCACAGAUUUUGUCGUGUAAACGAGUCUGGAACGACUUUCCUACUUCCCGCCCAGUUCCCAACGCUUCAAUUUUUGCGUUUCGAAGGGAAUUUGUCCGGCCAUCGGAAACGUUCUAAGUCAACUUACGUCCUCGACGAGAAACUAGCAGACGAGCUCCGCUCUCGUCUCUAUUUCAUCCCGCGAGGACAAAAAGCUCUUCAAGAUGAAGAGAAAACUUCGGCAGAACUUCUACAAGAUGGCGCGAUUGACGGUGGCUGUGUAUCGCCUAUUUCGUCAAGGGCGGCGGUGACAUACGCACACAGGUCUCACAAAAUACUACGAGAGUACGUAGAAGGGCAGAAUGACGAAGCCAAUACGCACAGUCUUGUGGAGAUAAAAAAUGCUCAGGAUCACAGUAUCCGACACAAGAUGAAGGUGAUCGUCGUCGACACUCAUCACGACUUUGUUAUUCUUCGCUCGGUGGACGGAAGCGAGAUCUUCGAGGACUACCCGUAUUCCAAACGAUCACCGAAGACUUUUGAGUCGUUUAUCGGGUUUGGUCUCAGUCACGAUACCGACGAAGGGCAGCAAAUUACCCAUCGAAAUGGUCGGAUAUGUUCGGAUUCCGUGGACCACAGAGGACGUUUCUUGGCCAGUUCGGCAAUUGAUGGCGGAGACUCCGGAGGCCCCUGCUACGCUGCUGAUCGCGCUCUCAUCGGCAUUAUGGUAGCUUCAACCACAACCGAUCCAAGGCUCGACGCCGAAUAUGGUCGAGAAAGCAUAGAAGAAGAAAUUAUCGAGGCGUCUUCUCAUCCAGCUGAUACCUGGAUCUCUCCGGCCCUGUUUAUUGCUGAAGCCUAUAAGAAUUAUCUAGUGAAGCAUGGUCUUCUACCAGUUCGACGAGAGAGGAUUCGGGAUAGGGGCUCC